AUGACAGAAAGCGUGACGUCCAGAAGCAAGUACUUGGAAAUCCCGCAGGAAGUGCGGAAUAGAAUUGUAAAAAUAUACAGCAUGAGCCUGGACCACCGAAAAAAGGCAAAGGAGCUGGCCGUUCCCCUGGCCGAAGAAAUCUACUACAAAGGCGUCUCGCAGGAGCUGGGGAUGAUCUCCAUAAGCACGGACGAGGUAAAGUACAACAUCCAGGAAAAACUGAGCCACCUCGAGGAGAUUCGGGACUACGUGAAGGAGGUAACUGCCCCAGAAAAAGAGCAGAGAAAGGCGUACCUCUCCGGAAUAAUAAAGAAGGAGCUCUCCAUGGCCGAGGACCAGCUCGCAGUCCUGGAGGAGAAGAUGCGGUCCCUCAUCGGAAAAAGCAAGGAGAACGUGCUCGUGUCUUUGCAGAGCACGAUAAACAGGCUCUCCAGAAACCUCGAGCAGCUUUAG
Messenger RNA from Nematocida major, 453 nucleotides. RefSeq lists its product as uncharacterized. The coding region runs from base 1 to 453 and encodes 150 amino acids. Lineage: Eukaryota; Fungi; Microsporidia. The transcript has a single exon. The record is from RefSeq and is a predicted model, not a curated record.